Molecule: messenger RNA, 425 nt
Organism: Amoebophrya sp. A25
Lineage: Eukaryota; Dinophyceae; Syndiniales; Amoebophryaceae
Source: the annotation of a GenBank genome assembly
UCGCCAAUUACUUGCGGAGGAAAACAAAAGAAAGCUUUUGAUCCGCAUCGCGUUGUAUGUGAUUUCGCAGCAUACUGGCGUACCACGGAACAGGUUGGAGCAAUAUUAUUGGCUGCGAGAUGAAGGAGAAAAAAGCCAUUUCGACGAAUGGGAUCAUGUUCAGUUGGUGUUAUCCGGGCAAUUCCUACAGGGCUUGGAGCCUGCCAGAAGCAAGCAAGCUCCUGGACAUAAGCUACUCAAUGGGCGGGGGCGGGAUAAUAAGUAUCAAAAUGGAGUAGAUUAUAAUCAAAAUCAAUUGCAGGAGCCUGAAUCAAGAAAGCGACGAGCUGAGGUCCUGGACUCGUGUGUCAGAGUGUCGCAAAGUAGCAGCAUCCAGGCUUGGCAGAACCCAAACGCCGCAAACGGUUUUUGGAACAUGCGACCGC